AACUUGCGCCGAACAAUAUUUUUAUUUAAUUCACAAGUGGCUUUGGUAUAGAACUCGCGUGAACUAAGGCUGCAGCAGUGUUUUUAAAACGUAAAUAAAAUGUGGAAAAAUAUGGUCUUGUAUUUUUAUGUAGCUGCAGUUUUAGUUGCAGGCGAGUGGCAGCCCCAAGAUUAUGUCCAAAGUCAGUCACUAUAUCCGGUCACUCCUCCCACACGGCCAUUGGACCAGAGGCCGGUCUCAUCAUCGCUUUUUACUGAGCAACUCGCAAACAUGCCACGUGCAAGACCUUGUCGACGCCGGAAUUUCGGAGAACCAGUUGUUUUUACUGAUUCAGGUUGGGUACCUGUACCGUUUGCUCAGCCACCGAUGGCUCAGCAAAUUGGGAACCAAUUGCUUCAACCUCAACUUAAACCCCAAUCAUUGACGGAAAAUAGCUCUCCAACUGUAGAUGACAAAAAGCAUGAAUCAGAUCAGAUGGAUCGAAAAUCUGAACAUCCUGACAAAAUCGUUGAAUUUAUUGAAAAAAAGUCGGUUCUCAAUCAAAUGUCAGCAAGUGAAAACAAGAAAGCUACUCCGGAUCAAAAACCGAAUAAUAAUUUCUUGGAUUCCGCGAAAGAUGAAUAUGACCCUAGACCUGCUAUGAUAGACUCACAUGAAGAUUCUUUGGAAUGUGGAAGAAAGGAUGAGGCAGACGCAGAACCACGAUACGGUAAUUCUGAAACGCAAGAUUUAGCCAGUAAAAGUUCACCUAAUGAAGCCCAUGAUCAAGCAGUAAAGCUUCUUGCUAAUUGUAUUCACGAAUCCAGACGUUCUAUGCCAGAUUAUGAAAUGGAUUCAAGAAAAUUAGAAGCUGAUAGUCCGUCAUCUGUAGAGCUUGAUAAAACCGGUGCUGACAUUACAUCAAAAACGGAACCAUUAAGAAAUACACAAACAAACGUAUUAAAACCAAUAUUAACACCGAACACAGUAGUAACACCAAGUAAGAAUGCAAUAGAUAUGAAUAAAGUAAAAUAUUACCUUAAAAAUCCUGCAAAGAAUGCUGGUAAAUGGAACGAUGAUAGACAAGUAUCCUUGAUGGAAAAUGGUAAAGCUUGCUACGCAUGCAGCACAUAUCACGACCCCUCCUGUUGGAAAACAAAUGCAACUACAACAAUCAAAUAUUGCAACAGGGAUAAUAAUGCGUGUCUUACAAAAAUGUACAAAAUAGAAGGGAAAUCGAUCCUGAUCCGCGAUUGCGGCCACACUUGCAAUGAAGACGAAGGAUAUAAUAUUGGGCAGAAAAUGGUCUCGUGCAGCAUGUGCCACAACGACAUGUGCAACAGUGCCUAUGCCAUACAUAGCCUUAAUGUGCUUCUAGUAGGCUUUGUCAUAGUUACUGUCACAUUUACUUUACAGUAAAUAAUCAGGGCGUUUAUAUGAAAAAUACCCAACUCCACAAUGUGAUUUAUAAUAAAUACCUGCUCACUUACCUAUACAACUGGACUCGCCAUGAUGCCUAUUUUUAGAUCGAUUCAGUUAUCUCUCGUUGAGUUUUGAGUACCUAGUCACAAUAAGUAUAACUUGAAAAACUGUCAAAGAUUUUUAAAACAAUUUCAAAAAGUCAUAGCAAAAUGUAUAUAAUUAAAGUAAUCAUAUUCAGGCCCUGUUACCCAAUUUAACCACAAUCUGCUACGUCUCACCGAGCUAUAUUUUUUUACAAAGGAAAUGCUUUUUUUUCUUAUUUUUUUUUUUCUUAAUUUACUCAGCGUUUUUAUUUUACCACUGACAGUAUCUAUCUUAUUAGGUACAUCUCGAUAUUUUUUGUCACAAAUAAAAUUCUUCUGCCACGAA
Messenger RNA from Cydia pomonella (codling moth), 1830 nucleotides. RefSeq lists its product as uncharacterized. The transcript is spliced from 3 exons. NCBI's taxonomy places the organism in Eukaryota, Metazoa, Arthropoda, Insecta, Lepidoptera, Tortricidae. The coding region runs from base 100 to 1398 and encodes 432 amino acids. The record is from RefSeq and is a predicted model, not a curated record.